Molecule: messenger RNA, 3575 nt
Organism: Hirundo rustica (Barn swallow)
Lineage: Eukaryota; Metazoa; Chordata; Aves; Passeriformes; Hirundinidae
Gene: DNM2
Product: dynamin 2
Cellular component (GO): membrane; cytoplasm; microtubule
Molecular function (GO): microtubule binding; GTPase activity; GTP binding
Source: RefSeq, a predicted model, not a curated record
GCCGCGGGGCCCGUGAGGAGGAGCCGCCGCCGGGAGCGCGGUCCCGGCACCGCCGCGCCGCCAUGGGCAACCGGGGCAUGGAGGAGCUCAUCCCGCUGGUCAACAAGCUGCAAGACGCCUUCAGCUCCAUCGGGCAGAGCUGCCACCUCGACCUGCCGCAGAUCGCCGUGGUGGGCGGGCAGAGCGCCGGCAAGAGCUCGGUGCUCGAGAACUUCGUGGGCCGGGAUUUCCUCCCCCGUGGCUCCGGGAUCGUCACUCGCCGGCCUCUCAUCCUGCAGCUCAUCUUCUCCAAGACGGAAUAUGCCGAGUUCCUGCACUGCAAAUCCAAGAAGUUCACGGAUUUCGACGAGGUGCGGCAGGAGAUCGAGGCGGAGACCGACCGCGUGACGGGCACCAACAAGGGCAUCUCCCCCGUGCCCAUCAACCUGCGCGUGUACUCCCCUCACGUGCUGAACCUGACCCUGAUCGACCUCCCGGGGAUCACCAAGGUGCCGGUGGGGGAUCAGCCGCAGGACAUCGAGUUCCAGAUCCGGGACAUGAUCCUGCAGUUCAUCAGCCGCGAGAGCAGCCUCAUCCUGGCCGUCACGCCCGCCAACAUGGACCUGGCCAACUCGGACGCGCUCAAGAUGGCCAAGGAAGUGGAUCCGCAGGGCCUGCGCACCAUCGGGGUCAUCACCAAGCUGGACCUGAUGGACGAAGGCACCGAUGCCCGGGACGUGCUGGAGAACAAACUGCUGCCGCUGCGGAGAGGGUACAUCGGCGUGGUGAACCGCAGCCAGAAGGACAUCGAUGGCAAGAAGGACAUCCGCGCCGCGCUGGCGGCCGAGCGCAAGUUCUUCCUGUCGCACCCGGCCUACCGGCACAUGGCCGAGCGCAUGGGCACCCCGCACCUGCAGAGAGUGCUCAACCAGCAACUCACCAACCACAUCCGGGAGACGCUGCCCUCGCUGCGGAGCAAGCUGCAGAGCCAGCUGCUGUCCCUGGAGAAGGAGGUGGAGGAGUACAAGAACUUCCGUCCCGACGAUCCCGCCAGGAAAACCAAAGCCUUGCUGCAGAUGGUGCAGCAGUUCGGGGUGGACUUCGAGAAGCGGAUUGAGGGUUCAGGGGAUCAGGUGGACACCCUGGAGCUCUCCGGGGGCGCCAGGAUCAACCGGAUCUUCCACGAGAGAUUCCCUUUUGAGCUGGUGAAGAUGGAAUUCGACGAGAAGGAUCUGAGGCGGGAGAUCAGCUACGCCAUCAAGAACAUCCACGGGGUGAGGACGGGGCUGUUCACGCCUGACCUGGCCUUCGAGGCCAUCGUCAAGAAGCAGGUGGUGAAGCUGAAGGAGCCGUGCCUGAAAUGCGUGGAUUUGGUGAUCCAGGAGCUGAUCAACACCGUGCGCCAGUGCACCAGUAAGCUCGGUUCCUACCCCAGGUUGCGGGAGGAGACGGAGCGCAUCGUCACCACCCACAUCCGGGAGCGCGAGGGCAAAACCAAGGACCAGAUCCUGCUGCUCAUCGACAUCGAGCUCUCCUACAUCAACACCAACCACGAGGACUUCAUCGGCUUCGCCAACGCGCAGCAGCGGAACACGCAGACCAACAAGAAGAGAGCGAUCCCGAACCAGGGGGAGAUCCUGGUGAUCCGCAGGGGCUGGCUCACCAUCAACAACAUCAGCAUCAUGAAGGGCGGCUCCAAGGAGUACUGGUUCGUGCUCACGGCUGAGUCGCUCUCCUGGUACAAGGACGAGGAGGAAAAGGAGAAGAAGUACAUGCUGCCUUUGGAUAACCUGAAAAUCCGGGAUGUGGAGAAGGGAUUCAUGUCCAACAAACACGUCUUCGCCAUCUUCAACACGGAGCAGAGGAACGUGUACAAGGAUCUCCGUCAGAUCGAGCUGGCCUGCGACUCCCAGGAGGACGUGGACAGCUGGAAAGCCUCCUUCCUCCGGGCCGGGGUUUAUCCCGAGAAGGAUCAGACGGAGAGCGAGGACGGGGCUCAGGAGAACACCUUCUCCAUGGAUCCCCAGCUGGAGAGGCAGGUGGAGACCAUCCGGAACCUCGUGGAUUCCUACGUGGGGAUCAUCAACAAAUCCAUCCGGGACCUGAUGCCAAAGACCAUCAUGCACCUCAUGAUCAACAAUACCAAGGAUUUCAUCCACUCGGAGCUGCUGGCCUUCCUGUACUCGUCGUCGGACCAGAGCAGCCUGAUGGAGGAGUCGGCGGAGCAGGCGCAGCGCCGCGACGAGAUGCUGCGCAUGUACCACGCGCUCAAGGAGGCGCUGGGCAUCAUCGGCGACAUCAGCACCAGCACCGUGUCCACGCCCGUGCCCCCGCCCGUGGACGACACCUGGCUGCAGCCCGGGGCCGGCCACAGCCCCCCUCCGCAGCGCCGGCCGCCCUCGGCCCUGCUCCCCCCGGGCCGCCCCCCGUCGCUGCGGACCCAGGCCCCGGGGCCGCCGCCGCUGCUGCCGCUGCCCGGGGGGGCCCCGGCGCCGCCCGCCUUCGCCGCGCCCCCGAUCCCGUCCCGCCUGGGCCCCUUCGCCGCCGCCAGCGACCCCUUCGCGGCCCCGCCGCAGAUCCCCGCACGGCCCGCGCGCGUCCCGCCGGGAAUCCCGCCCGGAGUGCCCAGGAGACCCCCGGCGGCCCCGAGCCGCCCGACCAUCAUCCGCCCGGCCGAGCCCUCCCUGCUGGAUUAACCCCGGAGCCGCCGCCUCGGGAACGGGGAAAAACGGGGGGAAAAACGGAAAAAAACCGACCCCGAGCCCGCCCGGACCUCUCCCGGAGCCCAUCCCGGGGCCGAUCCCGGGGCUGAUCCCGGCUCCCGGGGCCGAUCCCGGGGCUGAUCCCGGCUCCCGGGGCCGAUCCCGGGGCUGAUCCCGGCUCCCGGGGCCGGUCCCGGCCGGCGGCAGCUCCAGGGCUGGUCCCAGCAGCUGAUCCUGGCAGCUCCGGGGCCGGGACAGUGACGGAUUGGUGCGGGGCGGGCGGUGGGCUGUGGGGGGAACAUUGCACUUUGUCACAAUUCCCGAGGGGGGGACGCUGCCAUCCCGGCCUCUCUGCCUUCCUCCUCCUCCUCCUCCUCCGGCCCUUCCCAGUUCUGUGUUAAUAUAUUCCCUGGAAAGCCGCGGGAUUCGGGGAUUCUGCCCCAAAACCCGCCCGCGGCUCCUCCUCUCCCGCCGCAUCCCCAGGGGUGGUUGCUUUUUUUUUGUUUGUUUGUUAUUUUGGUUUUUUUUCUUGAGAAUUUCGGGGUUUUUUAGAGCUGGGGAAAAAUAUUGGAAUUCCCAGAGGGAUUCGCUAAUGAACCCAAUUCCCUGAGAACCUCAGGAAUUUCCCCUCGGGAACAGCCCCGAGGAGGAGGAGGAGGAAGCUGCUCCCCCCGGCUCCGGUAUCCCGGGAAUCCUCCGGUAUCCCGGGAAUCCUCCGGGGCAGGGGAGGGGGAGCGGCGUCCCCGGGAAUUCCCGGAGCCAGGAGGGGGAAGUUUUGCUCUGGAAGCGUCUCCCCCUUUCCUCACCCCCGUUUUUUUCCCAAUCCCGCUCCGCCGGCUCCGGCCGGGAGCCCAGGUUGUAAAUAUUUUUACAGACUUGUAUUAAUUGUAUAAA